ACAAAGAGCUAAAUAAAGAACUAUUUAUAGAUAUACACAUGCACAGAUUAGUAUACAGACAGUCCCCAAUUUACAAUGGCUUGACACACAAUUUUUCAACUUUAUGUUGUUGCGCAUUCAGUAGAAACCAUACUCUGAAUUUCGCAAGCCACAUGCAGUAGGAUCAUCUCUCCUGAUGCUAGGCAGCGACACUAAGCCACAGAUUCCAGGUCACCAUGCAGUCAGGAGGGUAAACAACCCAUACGCCUUCAACCAGUUUUUCACUUUCAAUAUCAUAUUCAAUAACUUACAUGAGAUAUUCAACACUUUACCGUAAAAUAGGCUUUAUGUUAAACGGCUUUGUCCAACUGCGGGCCAAUGUAAGUGCUCUGAACACGUUUAAGGUAGGCUAGACUUUGCUAUGGUUUUGGUAGUUUAGGUGUAUGUAUUAAAUGCAUUUUGAACUUGCAAUAUUUUCAACUUACCAUGGGUUUUUUAGGACAUCACCUCACUGUCAGCUGAGGAAGAUCUGCACACCCAUGUAUUUCCUUGUUGUCGGUGGAGAAGGUUUAGAAGUGAUGACACCCCAACAGCAAGCAGCACACUUAGCACCCAGAUCUUUGUUUCUAAUACCAUUGUCUACUAAACAAACCAGGGCUUCUCGAGAAAUGGCUGAUACUCAGACAGAAAAGAUACAAGACAAGCCUGGAAUAUCUUUUAGUGCUGGAAAAUAUGGAAUACUUUUUUUAAAGGACCCAAUAAUAAUGAGAUAUGUCAAAGGAAGACAGAAGCCAAUGGACAGAGCACCCAAUGGGCAAAGUGGAAACAAUCUGAGCAACAAAGGAAACAAAGUAUUGAAUUCUAAUCCAAGCACAAGAGAAAUAUUUAUAAAUACCCCUAAACCCAUGCUGAUAUAAAAACAUUAAAUAAAUGGAAUGGAAUGGAAUGGAAUGGAAUGGAAUAGAAUAGAAUAGAAUAGAAUAGAAUAGAAUAGAAGAAUAGAAAUCUCAUACAGAAGCAAGGGCUGGGUGGAGAACCAUCAGGGAUAUUAUAGAAGCUAUUGGCCUGGGGGUAGGGGGUGGGGUGCUGCAAACAGACUGGUCUUCAAGGUCAAUUUCAAUUUUAAAGGCUGGAAUUUUUUAUCUUCUAUAUAACACCACCUUUAAACUGUUGCCCUUAGUUAACCAUUGCCCCUGUUUCUGAGCUGCCUGCAGUCUCUCUGGUCUUCUAACUGAAAAACUGAUUCCACUAGGAAAAACAAAACUCAUCUAUUAAGAGGAUGAGAUUUUUCAGCUUUUUUGUAUGCACACGUGGGCAUAUCUCAAGUAUCUGAUGAAGAGUGGGUCAUUUUACUAUGAUUAAGAAAGUGUGAAUGAAUCAUGUUUUGAAUCCCCAUUUUCUCUAUGAAGUCAGUGCAAAAAGAACAGAAACUUUGGAAAGCAGGUCUCCAGUUCACAACCAAAUUUAGAACUUGUCUUCAAGCGUUCUUCACAUUCUUUCCAGAACACUGGGCCUUGUGAAAGGCCCAAUCAGCAAAAAAUAAAAUACACACAUCUACUUACUAAUAGUAAAGUUUUUGAAGUUGAUGGGAUCUGCAGAUGAGAGUUUCUCAUCUUUACAGGGUUAGGUAGUCAGGGAGGAAUUGUACCUGGUGGGAGUUUUCUCUCCUCUGUGGUGAAGGAGACUCACUGUUUUACAUAUUAAACGACUCCAGUGUAUUUCCUCCUAGCCCUGUCACCCUCUUUAUUGAGGCAAAACCUGUGUGAUGGGUGUCCCAAAAUGUUUGUUUCUGUAAUUCCACUCACAAGAGAAAACUAGACAGCCUCUGGGUCUACUUCAUAUCAGAAUAAAUCUGAUGGAAGGGAAAAUGGGGAAAGGGAACUGAAACCAGAAACUAAGAACUUUUUGUCCUAAACUUCAAAAGUACAGGAAGUGAACGUAAUAUUUUAUGGGAAACUACACACUGCCUGUGGAUCUUCACUACCAACCCGCGACACACACAAACACACACACCAAGCCACAGGCGACUGCUAUUGGCAAAUGCCUCCUCUCCAAUCACCAGAUCAAGGAAGGGAUCUCUAGAGCCCCAACGCACCACCCACAAAUGGGGUCUCUGGCAGCCCUCGGCUGCAGCCUACUAGUCUGGAAUGACGGCGGGAAGGUGUUGCAAGGAAAUCCCUUGCAUGCUUUGUGGUAUGUUAAAAAUGCAGCAUCAUCCUCUCUGCUCUCUUUUUCCUUCGGCAGAAAAGCAGAUUUCGAGGGCACAGGGAAACUGGAGGGGCAAAACGGCUGCUGGCCUCCAGGAGCCCUCGAGCUCCCUCCCUCCACACCUCCCCCCCCCCCCCCCCGUACACCCCCUGUCCCCCCCCCCCGCAGGCUCUAAUUGCCUUUGCUCCAAUGGGCCAGCAGCACCUUCACCAGUUUCCUCUUCCAUUCACUCCAGCCAGGAGGGAAGAGGGAAAACAAAACUCUAAAAAUAACUGCCAGCAUCUUAAAAAAAAAGCUUAGCUGCCCCCCCCCCCCACCUCGCUCCCUCCCUUCUAGUCUCUCUCCUCCCCGCCCCCCUCCGCCCCUUUUGGGGCACAUGUCUGCUUCUUACAACACCGAGGCACAUGGUUCCAGUUAGGCACCAAACCCCAUCAGGACGGAGAGGAAAUCCACAUCUGUGGGACGCUCCGCACGGAACCACCUCCAGCGAGGGAGGCCGGGGGACUGCAGCACCGAGAUGAAGGGCUAGACCGAGGGAACGCUGCUCAUGCGACGGCCGGGAGCGCCUGCGAGCUGGAUCUGGUGGAGGAUGCUGCGGCAGGUGCUUCGCAGAGGGCUCCAGUCGUGCUGCCACAGGCUGGGCUUGUGCGUGAGCCGGCACCCGGUCUUUUUCCUCACCGUGCCCGCAGUCCUGACCAUCACCUUCGGCCUCAGCGCGCUCAACCGCUUCCAGCCCGAGGGCGACCUGGAGCGCCUGGUCGCUCCCAGCCACAGCCUGGCCAAGAUCGAGCGCAGCCUGGCCAGCAGCCUUUUCCCCCUGGACCAGUCCAAAAGCCAGCUCUAUUCGGACUUACACACCCCUGGGAGGUAUGGCAGGGUGAUCCUCCUCUCCCCACCCGGGGACAAUAUUUUGCUCCAGGCUGAGGGGAUCCUGCAGACCCACCGAGCCGUGCUGGAAAUGAAGGUGAACCACAAGGGCUAUAAUUAUACUUUUUCCCAUCUGUGUGUGUUGAAAAAUCAGGAUAAGAAAUGCGUGCUGGAUGAUAUUAUUUCAGUGCUAGAGGAUCUCAGGCAGGCUGCCGUCUCCAAUAAGACAACAGCCAGGGUGCAAGUGAGGUAUCCCAGCACUAAAUUAAAGGAUGGGAGGAACAGUUUUAUUGGACACCAACUGGGCGGGGUAGUGGAAGUGCCAAACAGCAAGGACCAGCGGGUCAAGUCAGCCAGAGCCAUUCAAAUCACCUACUACCUCCAGACCUAUGGUUCUGCCACCCAAGACCUCAUAGGGGAGAAGUGGGAGAAUGAGUUCUGUAAGCUUAUGAGGAAGCUCCAGGAGGAGCACCAGGACUUCCAGCUCUACUCUUUAGCAUCCUUUAGCCUCUGGAGAGACUUUCAUAAGACCAGCAUCCUGGCCAGGAGCAAGGUCCUGGUGAGCCUUGUGCUGAUCCUGACCACAGCCACCCUCUCCAGCUCCAUGAAGGACUGUUUGCGCAGCAAGCCCUUCCUGGGCCUCCUGGGGGUGCUCACGGUGUGCAUCUCCAUCAUCACAGCAGCAGGGAUCUUCUUCAUCACCGAUGGAAAGUACAACUCCACCCUGCUUGGAAUCCCAUUCUUCGCCAUGGGUCAUGGAACUAAAGGAGUGUUUGAGCUUCUGUCCGGAUGGCGCAGAACAAGAGAGAAUUUACCCUUCAAAGACAGGGUUGCAGAUGCCUAUUCUGAUGUGAUGGUCACCUAUACCAUGACCAGCUCCUUGUACUUCAUUACCUUUGGCAUGGGUGCCAGCCCAUUCACAAACAUAGAGGCUGUGAAGGUCUUCUGUCAGAACAUGUGUGUCUCCAUUCUGUUGAACUACUUCUACAUUUUCUCAUUCUUUGGCUCCUGUCUGGUAUUCGCGGGCCAACUAGAGCAAAACCGCUACCACAGCAUCUUUUGCUGUAAGAUCCCCUCCGCGGAAUACCUGGAUCGCAAACCUGUGUGGUUCCAGACAGUGAUGAGUGACGGGCAUCAACAGACAUCCCAUCAUGAGACGAACCCCUACCAGCACCAUUUUAUUCAGCACUUCCUACGCGAACACUACAACGAAUGGAUUACCAAUAUCUACGUGAAGCCGUUUGUCGUCAUCCUCUAUCUCAUUUAUGCCUCCUUCUCCUUCAUGGGGUGCUUGCAGAUCAGCGACAGGGCCAACAUCAUCAAUCUACUAGCCAGUGAUUCUCCGAGUGUUUCCUACGCCAUGGUUCAGCAGAAAUAUUUCAGCAACUACAGCCCGGUGAUAGGAUUCUACAUCUACGAGCCGCUGGAGUACUGGAACAGCAGCGUCCAGGAGGAUCUGAGGAGGCUCUGUAGUGGGUUCACUGCAGUGUCCUGGGUGGAGCAGUAUUACCAGUUCCUGAAAGUUAGCAACAUCAGUGCCAGUAACAAGAGUGACUUUAUCAGUGUCCUACAAAGUUCAUUUUUAAAAAAGCCAGAAUUCCAGCAUUUUCGAAACGAUAUCAUCUUCUCCAAAGCAGGGGAUGAAAACAAUAUUAUCGCUUCUCGCUUGUAUCUGGUGGCCAGGACUAGCAGAGACAAGCAGAAGGAAGUCAUAGAAGUGUUGGAAAAAUUGAGGCCCCUGUCCCUGUCAAAGAGCAUCCGAUUCAUCGUGUUCAACCCCUCCUUUGUGUUCACGGAUCAUUAUGGCUUGUCUGUCACGGUGCCUGUUCUGAUUGCAGGCUUUGGUGUCCUCCUGGUGUUAAUCCUGACUUUUUUCCUAGUGAUCCACCCUCUGGGAAACUUCUGGCUAAUUCUUAGUGUCACCUCAAUUGAGCUGGGCGUUCUGGGCUUAAUGACACUAUGGAACGUCGACAUGGAUUGCAUUUCUAUCUUGUGCCUUAUCUACACUUUAAAUUUUGCCAUUGACCACUGUGCACCACUGCUUUACACAUUUGUACUAGCAACUGAGCACACCCGAACACAAUGUAUAAAAAGCUCCCUACAAGAGCAUGGGACAGCCAUUUUGCAAAAUGUUACUUCUUUUCUUAUUGGGUUGGUCCCCCUCCUAUUUGUGCCUUCAAACCUGACCUUCACACUGUUCAAAUGCUUGCUGCUCACUGGGGGUUGCACACUUCUGCACUGUUUUGUUAUCUUACCCGUGUUCCUAACCUUUUUCCCCCCUUCCAAAAAGCACCACAAGAAAAAGAAACGCGCCAAACGGAAGGAGAGAGAGGAAAUUGAAUGCAUAGAGAUUCAAGAGAACCCUGAUCAUGUCACUACAGUCUGAAGGGUGUAGACAAAUGGAUUAUUUUUCUUUUCCAGUAUUGCACAAUGAUGCAGGGAGAGUAAAGCUCACUCCUCAGCUGCUUGGGCUGGCCAGGGGUAACAAGGAAAGUCAGAUCAAGAGUGAAUUGUUCAUGACACAUCAAGGUGUCCACUUCCUGGGGGGAAGAGAGAAUCAAAGAAGAGGGAAAUGUUCUUUACAACCUUGUUCUCCACUAAAGAUAAGUUUGGGGAUGUGAUCUUAGAGCUCUUCCAAGGAAUGGACGAAUGAAUGAAGCGUUGGAAGGCCAAAAGAUCUCACUGCUUUUAAAAAUAAAAUGCUUAAGAAAGAUGGAGAGGAGUAGAAAGGGGGCCUCUAAAUAGGGGAAAAGACAGUAAAUGUCAAAAUUGCCAUGGCGUUUUUCUUAUUUGUGUUUUGAACACGUUGGUCAAAGGAAACCUAUGCACUUGGGAAGUACAUAUUUAAUCCCGUCUAAACCAAAGGACUUCCCAAUCCAUUUUACGUGUACAUAUAUAUGUAUAUAUACCAUAUAUACAUAUACUUAGAUUUGUCUUUAGUGAACAUUGAUGUUUGUGUAGAAGAAGCUGUCCAUUUGCAGAUGGGCUGGACUUUCUCUAGAAAGUCAAACCUGCCUUAGCCAAAUAUAGAUGCAUUGAUGGCAACUCAAAACAACUCAAGUGUUUCAACAGAAAGAGUAUUAUACAACUGUGUGAUAAGCGAAAUAAACAGAGAUGUGAGUCCAUUAGAUUCUACAUAUCAUGUCAAUCUUGGAGAUUCUUGCUUUGGAUGACUUCAGAAAAAAACAAAAUCAAAAAUAAAAAAAAAAACAUACACACACAAAAGGCAUUUAAACCAAUUACCACAUGGACAAGGGUUAAAAUUUCAUGUUGGAGCUAAAUAGUUGAUAAGGCUUUUCAUUGAGGUCUAAUGGUUCGCUAUACUUGGGAAGGCUGGUUUGGCUGCUUUCAGAGAGCUUACCCACUGCAAAUGAACAUUUUACACAUACUGUCCAUACAUGUAUGUAUAGGGUACACGUGUGUGUGCGUAUCUGUGUGCGUGUGUGUGAGACCGUUGAGGUAUACCAUAGGUACAGUGUUCUCAUUUUAGAUGACGAAUAUAUACUGCCAUGGAAUAUAGAUAAUUAACGUAGGAAAAAGGAGACCUAACUAAGAAAUGUCGUAGAACGAAACAGAGUAAAUGGAUCAUCACCACUCAUCAUGCGCCAUCAACUGGUUCUUAGUGUAAGGAAAAUAUUCUAAUCCUAUAAAGUCUAGUGUGCUCCUUGCAUUAAUAUUUGGAACAUUGACCCAGGCCACGAUCACUAUAGUAGUGGUCACUAUAACUACCGCAAUAUCGUUUUGUAGGUUCUUGCGAUAUCAUUGUUCUUGUUCCCUGGAAAGUGCUCCUCAGCUGGCCCACCCCCUGGGGUGUUCGUAGCUCUCCACGGGUCAUGUUAACUGUAACUGCUGCUGAAUUCUCUCUCAGAACAAGUACCGAGGUAAAUGUUUUCAUUGAGUUAACGUUUAAAACUGCUCCCCAGCAGAUACACUUAGUCUGUUGGGUGCUUACUUGGAUUAAUGCUGUGCUUCCUGUCACAGAAAAUUCCUAGAAAAUGCCUUUUCCCAUGCCAACCAGUAAAAUAAAUUAAUUUUCAGGUAGGACUGAACAAAUGUCCAGUGAUGAUAAAAACAUUUAGUAAGCUCUUUUACCUGGAAGAGAGCUACUGUUUCCCACCAACUUCAGUUGUAUAUUUUAAUUGAAGUUCAAAUAUUAAAAUCUGGAAACAAAAAGGAAAAAAAAAGAAAAGAGAAAAAAUAAACCUCUUGGACUCAGUUAAGUUCAGAAAAGAGAUACAAACCAUUCCAUUCUGGUUGCAGUCUGGAAAUGAAGUUGAUAGAUUAAUGAAGUAACAAAACAAUAAAACAAGUAUACUUUUCCAGAUAAGGAGUUUACCAGGAUAUUAAGGGAAAGAAGAACUGUCUCUAAAAUGAAAACCAUUUAACGAAAUUUUAUUUUAUUAUGUGAAGUUUGUUUUGUCCUACCUUGAGGUUACUGAGUUUCUUUCUAUUAGAAAUGAUUCGUGUCUUCUCGCUUGUGUUCAUGUGGGCACAAUAGCAGUAGAUCAAGUAUGCAAAGUCAUUGACAUAAACAUACACAGCUAUUGUUCUCCUAUUCUUUGUGAAAUUCACGUCGCAGAUAACCCUAGCCUUUUGCCUCCUGAACAGCUCUGCUGGGAUGAACUGGUAUUUGAUACUAGUAGACCUGCAGACCAUGAUCUCAUAUCUGAAGUAGAAGUCUCUGAAGAGUUAGGCUUUGAGGGAAAGGAGGGGGAUUCUUCUGCCAUAGUUUACUCACCCUUUGUGAAUAUUUGUUUUACAUCCCUUUCAAAAGAUGGGAAAUAAUCAACGGAGACAUCCCAUUAACUAUUACUCCAUUGUUUGCCCAAGGUGUACCAUUCUCCAUUCAUUUACCAAUUUUUAAAAAGCUUGCCUAUUUGGGUCAUUUUUUUUUUCUUGAUUACCUUAGACAAUUCCAUAUUCCAUAUAUGAAGAAGAUUGGCAGUCUGAUUUCUAAAGAACGAAUGAAGCAUGCCAGUUGCCAAAUGCAUGUGAGGACAGUUUGGCAUCUAUUGCCAAACCACCAGGACAAUUCCAGUAUCCUACCUGCGUCUAGAUAGUCUCUAUGUGGAUGGAGGAAAACAGUUCUUUUUUAGGUUGUGUCUUCAAGGAUCACAGUGAGUAAAAUAAAUGUGAAUUCCUCAUUGCUCAACUGACAAGAGGGGUUGGAUUUUGGAAGGGUCGUUAUCUUUUCCAGGAUACCAUGGUAUUCAUUAAUGAACUUUAGCAAUAAUUUACUGAAAUGCAAUUUCUUGUUCUGGAAGAGUUAAUAUACCAUCCAAAAUGCCCUAGCUCAGUCCUAGGAAGUAAUUUAAGCCCAUAAAGAAUCUAAUUGAGCAUCAUCUGACCUCCCAACCUCACUGUGCAACAGAUAUUUUCAAAUAUUCCGAUUACUCAAUGCCAAGAUACAUCCUGACAUAUGAGAUCAUGAUUUGUAGGUAAUGCUCAACCUCUGCCUUUUUCAAUAGCUUAUGUCUAACUCUCAAGUUUUUCUAGUUUACUCCCACUGUUUUUGUCCAUUUGUGAAAUACUCAUGGCGUUCAAAUUGGGAACCCAUCUACUGCUAAAAGAUGACUGAUCAACCCUGGAAGAAAAGAACCCGUGGGAAAUAUGUCAUAUAUGUAGAAUAUUGUACUUUGCUGAAAUGUGGUUUUCUCUUAAAACAAGAGAUUUUAAAGUUUGUAGAAAGAAAGAAAGAAAGAAAGAAAGAAAGAAAGAAAGAAAGAAAGAAAAGAAAGAAGGAAAGAACACACCUUUUCUGAAUUUAAACUGCAAUGUGGAUUUAUUUUCUUCCAACAGAUUAUAAAUUUGAAUCAGAAAGUCCUGUAAGAACUCCACUCCCCAUGAUGGUUAAUAAGCUCCAAAGAGGUACUCACCUAAAUUGCAGAAAGAGAUUUGGUUAACCUAGACCAUGCAUAAUAUUUUAAAUGAAAGGUGUGCUUAAGUGUCACCCCAUGAAUUCUUCCAGGGAUCGGGAACCUCUCUGACAGGUGUGCAUGAAUAUUCCAUGAAAGAAUUAUUCUUCCCUAUGGUUGUAUCAUGUGAAUGUUUCUUUCCCAUUUGAUUCCUAUUUAUUUCCAGAGAAUUUGGGUUUUACCUUGUGAGUUUAGAAGAAUUAUGACAAAUGAAGCUCCUACGAAGCUAUAAUAACCAUUCUUGAAUGUUGAAUUCGAGAGGGUGAGAGCUUUGUCCAUUUUGUAAUUACCCAUGCACUUUCCCAUAAUAAUCUUCCAAUCCUUCUAGGCUUGUGGUUAGAGCUAUGGAUUAACUAUUGCCAUCAGAAUUACAUGUAUUUUUUAUAAGUUGACUGUAAAUACCAUAAUUACAGUCACAUAUUUUUAUAACCAAAUAGUUAUGAAUGCCUGGCACUAUGCAUGCAUUGUUACUAAUAGUACAUAGAUUUUUACAAACACUAUUUUCAUGGUUAUUGCAACUUUUAUUAAAAUUCUCAUAUCAGCUAUUCAUAAAUGCCUUGUAGGUUUUGGUCCCAACGGCCUAAAGUCCACAGAAAGUUUCAUCCCAAGGGGGACAAUUUAAAAAUUGCCUUCCCUGGGUGUCAAUAGCAGCAACCUCUUCUAGAAUGUCCUCUGAAAAAUCCUAGAGGCUAAAUCUGGCUUCCAGGUAAACAACAUAGCAGAUUCUGUGUUAGUCAGUAAUUAUUCCAACUUUAAUUUCUUAUGUUUGCUGAUCUCACGGUGAACCAGAGAGUACAAUACCUUGCGACUGAAAUUUAGAUCUGUCUCCUGUGAAUUGGAGAACUCAAUGAUUGGCUCAACCUCUUUUUAGAGAGAUCUCUCUGUUCUGUUGGUGUUUGCCAAAGGUAUUGAUAAUGUGAGCCUGAAAACUGUCAUUUUUUUUUAAAGUAAUUUAGAAGCACUUUUAUUCCCUUUAAAAACAAAACAAAGAAACAAAAAAUAUGUCUUGCUCCUUCUGUGUUACAAAACAAUUUUGUGACAAAUUUUAUGACAUUGACUCAAAACCUAUCUAUAGCUGAAUUUGUAUGCCCUUGGAAUCUUCCCAUCUUGAAUCUAAAAUAAAACUCAGCAUCAUCACUGUGGUGCAGGCAUUUAUACCAACCCUUUUAAGCCAUGAUCUGCCAAUGUAUUGUACAGGGGAAAUGAGCUAGAUUUUUUUUUUUAAUGAUUUGUCUUCAAGAUCAUGACUGCAAAUAUAUUUAGUCAAAUGAAAGCAGCAAAAUCAUAAUGACAACAACAAAGAUUCUUUGCAUCAGGUCCAGCAUGGGAGGAACUAUAUGUAGGCUUAACCGCGGUAAAUUGUUUUGAAUUGUAAACUAAAUGGCCAAGGUUUGCCCCACCAUGAUGUUUUAGUUAGAAAGGAAAGAGGUGGUGUUCUGUGCUUAAUGUUUUGUGCAGUUGGCUCAGGCAACAUUUGAAAUAAGUGUGAAGGAAUGUUGGGAAAUGAGCCCACAUGCUCAGAAAUCAAGAUGUUGGUAAGUAGGUGUGAUAGAAGAGGUGGGGGAAAUUCCACAUAUAUUAGAGUUUAGGAUAAUGCACAGAGAAUUGCAUCAUUCCUCAAAACUACAGACUCUUAACUGCUAGCAAAAUUGGUCAUAUGCCAAUAUAUUUCACUUGAAGAUUGUCUUCUUCUUUGUCAAAUUCAUAACCUGAUCUUUGCAAGGAAAUUGCUUCUGAAUUUCCAUGCAUGAACCAGAGCCAUAGUUUUGUGGGUGAAGAGUGGGGUACUAGGGAGCCUCCUUGAAAAGAAACUUCAAGUAAACCCCCAGGCAAGCAUUAUUCAUUCCUAGAGAUGGCUGUUGGCAUUCCUUGAUUUUGUCCAUCUUUGAGGCAUAACAAAUAAUUUUUUUAAUGUUUCCUCUGUACUUAAUGAGGUCCUCUCUGUUACUGAUAGAGAAGUCACUUGCUUUUCUUAUAAAAUGGAAAGUUAUUCAGAGAGAAAUAUAACUAUGGUAAAAAAUCACAUAACUAGAAUGGUAUGGAUGACUAGUCUGUAGAUAAUAAUAUCUCUUCCGCACCUCUACAGAUGCCGUCAAAAUUAAAUGGACUUCUAUCUUAAACUGAGAACCUCUAUAAGGUAGAUAUUUUUUAAUAUAAAGUAUUUAUUACAAAACCAUUGCUAAUUUUGCACUUUUAUAAAUUACAGAAAAUCACUACUAUUUUUCCCCCCUUGAAGUUUUAAGAAAGUGUUCACAGGUCAUGCUAAUUAUGAAGUCUUAUCGGAAGGAAACUUUAGAAACAGAAGAGUGAGAAUAUCUACUGGUUGUGUGUGAGUCCUACUCCACGUCCCAUGUUUAUACUUAUCUGAACAGGGGGUUUUGGAAGUUAUUUGUAACUGGCUUCUGGAUUCCCACGUGGCUAAUGGUAUGGCCAGAUAGAGGAAUGGUAUGGUCUCCUUUCCAUUUCCAUAAUUGUUGGAGCAACCACAUUACCCACAGGGCUCUGUCAAAACAGUGAAGAAAUCAGAACUCUAGGAAGAAUCAGGAGAGACUGCCAUGGAUAAAAGACAAGUGGGGUUUAUGGCAAGUGUGUUGUUUUCCAGUCUUGUGUAGAUUUAUUAACUUGGAUUUGGGCAGAGGCAGUCUACACUAUGUUGUGGGGAGCAUUGAAGUCAUCUAAUGUAAGAUGGCCAGUACAGUAUCCACCUGGAAACUGGUCUUCCAUCGUUCUAGUUAGUGGAUUUACUGAUUAUUUGGUAGCCACAGGGAGAGAGCUAGAAAAAGGCCAAAUUCUUAUAUUCCCCCAUACCUUGGUGUAAUGUGCAGCAUCUGUUUUGCGGGAGAAUCAGGAAAUUCUGGCAUCUUUUCUUCUCAAACAUAAAAGUGCUAGGUACUGAUAAAUUAGACCUUAAACUCACCAACGCAAAUAUCCCAAAGUUUUAGCAGACUUUAAUCAACAACUUUAUUAGACUUUCACGUUAAUUAGACGUAUUUUUUCAGCAAUCGACUUUCUUGCUCUUAAACAGGAAAUCUAUCACAGCUUGAAAAGGGAAGAGAUCUCUCCAAGCUACCUCAUAAGGAUAUUUAAAGAUGAAAUGGCUUGCAACCUUUGAUUAAAUGGCAAUACAUUAAAGCCAAAAAGCAAUAUUAUCUCAUCUCCCUCACUUUCUAAGUCUAGAUGAUCUAGAUGUAAAGGGAAUACCCCCUGGGCAGUCCUCCUUUGCAUUCCGGUUAACAUGAUGUUCACUAAUGUGAAAUCUCUCAGAGCUGUUGUUUGGUUAUCUCUCUACAGACAUCUCCGAACAUGAAACUUGGUUCAGAAAGAGAAUACCUUGACAUUGGCUUUGAGGCAGUGGUCUACCUAGGGAGGUGCACAAUCAAAUAAUCUGUGAGUAACUCAGUAAAAAUUCAAGUGCACUUCCUAUCAAUGGAGGGAAAAUUUAAUCUGUUUGUUUGCUCAUUUGCCCUAAGUAAAUAGAAAGACACAAAGUUACUAGUAUUUGGCAUUUUACUUAGGUUUUCUUUUCCACUGGAUAUGAUCACUAUCAUUUUUGACUAAAUUAGGAUUCUGAAACACAGGUCACCGUGGGAAACAUGAGAAUCAGUGAGAAGAAAACUACUAGGAGGAAAAGAUCUUCACCCAUGCAUAGACAAGUUGCAGAAAUGAAAGUAGAAGUUGAGCAUUUUAUUUCCUUUGCUAUCCUAAACCAAAAGCUGAGGUGCUCUCCUGGAUAAACAGAAUGCUAAUUUCUCUAACAAAGAAGAAUGAUAAAAUGUAUGGUAUUAUGAGACCCAGUGUCUUAUCAGUACAAACCUCAUAGCAAACCACCAUUUUCAGAUGUCUUUCCCUAUAAGAACAUUCUUUUUUUAAUGUUCUAUGUCAUAUAGUUUCUUAGCACAUCUCAUUCAUGAAAACAGCCUCAUUUUAUCACUCAUAAAAUAGUGCAAAUACACUAUUACACCAUUUAAACUCUCUGCUCUGUGAUUCUGUACCUUGCACUAUAAAACUAAAGCUACUUAUUAAGGAACACUUGAAAAAGAAUUUUGAACAAAAAUGUCAAUAUCAAAAAAAAAAAUUGCUGAAGUUAUAUUUUCAUCCCAAAAUAUCUUCAAAGGAGGAAACUGUCAGAGUGCCCACCCAUAUCAGAUCUUACUAACAAACAAAUGUUCUUAUAAGAGUCCUUCAGAAAUUUGCAAAUUACCUGAAUUUGGUCCAUUAUCAAAAUUUGUCUCUGUGCUCUAUAAGCAAAAAAAAAUUAUAAACUAGGUUUUUCCUAAUAUAAUAAAAAUAGAGAAAUAAAUUAUUUUCCAUAGAUUUACACAUGUAAACAUAUUAAUUAGUAAUUAAUCUCAUAAUCAAGGAAGUUAUGUUGCUGAUAGUUCCUUGUUAAUUUCAUUAUUAUUUUCAUACUUUGGAUACAUAGAGAUAUAAUAAUUUUAGUUAAUUUCUCAGCAUUAUGUUAUUUAAGAAAUCUAUGAUCUAAAAAAAAAAUCUAUGAUCUAAAGCCUAAAGGUAAAAACCUCAAGAAAAAUAACAAUAAAGUCUUAGCUCUUUGUAAAAAAAUGUCAUCUCAGUUAUAUUUACUGUAAUGCCACUAAGCAAAAUUAUUUACAGUAUUUCUGGCUAUGCUGAACUUUUAUUUUAACAACAACCAAAAUCCAUGUCCAUUAGUUAUAAUAAGGAACAGUUAGCAUAU
Molecule: messenger RNA, 13665 nt
Organism: Leopardus geoffroyi (Geoffroy's cat)
Lineage: Eukaryota; Metazoa; Chordata; Mammalia; Carnivora; Felidae
Gene: PTCHD4
Product: patched domain containing 4
Exons: 4
Coding region: 2735-5440 (901 amino acids)
Cellular component (GO): membrane
Source: RefSeq, a predicted model, not a curated record